Molecule: messenger RNA, 1082 nt
Organism: Camponotus floridanus (Florida carpenter ant)
Lineage: Eukaryota; Metazoa; Arthropoda; Insecta; Hymenoptera; Formicidae
Product: mediator of RNA polymerase II transcription subunit 9-like
Exons: 3
Coding region: 106-417 (103 amino acids)
Biological process (GO): regulation of transcription by RNA polymerase II
Cellular component (GO): mediator complex
Molecular function (GO): transcription coregulator activity
Source: RefSeq, a predicted model, not a curated record
AUAACCUCAAAUUGGCUAGAAUUAAAAUCUUUCUUUCCAAUAUUGUCUUUAAAAAAAAUUUUAAGUGAUUUCUCUUCUUAAUUAAAAUAUCGAAUAUAUAUCAUAAUGUAUUUUUUAUUUGUUUUUAUUCUGACUCGAUUCAUGCAUCAACGUCAUGUAUGCUGUUCGUGUGUUGAAAAAGAUCCACAUGACACUACGCAAAAGGCGAAAGAGUCGCAGGAUACCAGCCACAAAAUCCUAGAAUUGCAGAAGAAAUUAGAUUCUGUAAGAUCGCAAAUUAAGAGAUUAUCUGGAAUAGAAUAUAGUCAAGAAGAGCAGUUACAAAGACUGGAGAUUUCACGCCAGCAGUUGAGACUAAAGCGUGAACUUUUAUUAAAAUAUCGUAAUAUGUGUACAUUUGAAAUACCAAAAAUAUAAAUGUGCACAUUUGUUGUUUGCAAAUAUAUAGAAAAGCAAUCUUAUAUCUUCCAAAAAUGCGUUUUUUCAGAGCUCUGUUUCAUUAUUUCCUAAAUAAUGAAAAUUUGAUUAAUAAAUUGGCAGAAUCCAAACCAAUUAGACAAAGUGCACAGUUUGUAGUGUAUGUACUAAUUAGAACAGGUAUGAUUCACGGAAACCGUACUAUUUCUAGUCCGCGAGACUUUGUUAAACAGUUGCGAGAUAUUGCACAGCAAUUAAAGCAACAGCUGGAAGAGUCAAAAAAUGAAUUUAAGAAAAAUCCACCGAAAUAAUGAGUGUAGAUUAUUAUUAUUUACAUGUAUUUUUGCAAGACCUUAUAUAUAUGUGGUUCUUAUAUUAGAUCUUGUAUAUAGCAAAGAUUACAAUUUGUUAUUUUAGAAAAGCAAAACAUGUAAAAAUUAUUUCUUAAAUAAUGAAACAAAAUUUUCGUUUCUUCAGUUUUAUUGAAUUUUGAAUCACAAUAUUUUAGCAAUAUGUAAAGUCGACGACAAACAAGUGCUCAAUUAUUUUGUAGAAAUUAUGUUUCAAUAUAAUAUAAAAGAAAUGUGUGUCUCUUUCUUCCGCAUUCGGAAGCAUGUAAAUGAUAAUAGUAUUUAUUAAGAAAUAAAUGUGACUGCAAUAAGAAA